CGACCGUCAGAAACCGUCACGUUUAGUGUCCCGCCGGUUUCCACGCGGGCGCCGGGGAAUGCGAUAUGCCCAGUCGUCGAUCCGAAUGAAAUGUGUUCGUCCAUAACGGCGACGUUCAGUGUUGUCGAAGACAAGUCGAAGAUAUGGUGACAAUGCCGGGUGGUCCUGUGUUGUUCGUUAUGAGAUGGAUACCGGCCGCAAAAUGAUCAGGAAAUCAGGCUGACUUGGCCUGCAGGCACAGCCAACAUGUGUUCACUCCAGCCUGAUCGUGCCAACCUGCAGCAUCACAAUCUUCCACCCCGCCAGUUUCGCUAGACCACCGCAAAUCAUCACCAUGGCCACCCGUCCUAGCCGCCGCGACGAGUUCGAUCUCGCUGUGACGGUCAUCCAGUACGAUUAUGGCCGGCAGUACACGGGCAGAUUCAUCCGGAGAGAUACUGUGAACGAUAAUCUCGGGCGAUCCAACAAAGACAUUCGUUCUCUGCUGGCGACGUUUCAGACACACCUUGGGCGUGAACGCCUUCAGCGCGGUGCUUCACAGUUCCUCAGUCAGAUUCAAGAGAAUGCUGCAAAGAGACGAUGGAGGGCAAGAUACAACUGUCCUGGUGCGUUCGAAGACAAACUUUUCAAGGCGGAUUACCAGCACAAGCAUCGAGACCAGGCCAACUGCGGAUGUAUCGAGCACGCAUGUGAGGCGGCUCGGGCUGCAUCGUGCGACCAACUCCGCUGCGACACAACGCAGCUAGUACCCCGAGAGCGUCUCGAAGAGGUCCAAGAAGCGGACAGCAACGGUACGAACGGCGAAGGCCAGUUUGAGAUUCAUGUCGGCUGCGUUGGAUCAGGCGACAUGGUGAUGAAGUCCGGUGAAGAACGCGACAGGAUCGCCCGGGAGCAUGGCAUUAUCGCAUUCGAGAUGGAGGGAGCCGGCGUGUGGGAUGAGGUGGCAUGCAUUGUCGUCAAGGGCGUCUGUGACUGCGCGGAUAGCCACAAGAACAAGGCGUGGCAGUUAUAUGCAGCUGCAACUGCAGCAUCUGUGAUGAAGGCUCUUCUGGCGCGAUACAUACCAACGGACAAGUCAGCAUGCGAUCGCAACGGCACAGGCGCAUUGACCACACCGGCCAGCGGCCUGGCCCCUGUCUUCAACGGGGCUAUCACGGGAACAUAUGUGGUAGCGGGGCAACACACGAGCGGGGGAACGACAAACAUGAGUUUCGGUAAUUAAUCGUUUGUUUCCUACGAUUAGCUGGAGAUUGGAAUUUUUACUACGCAUCCCCAUACCGCUGCCCCAAGAACAAUUCGUAGCCUGUAAGAAAAGCC
Molecule: messenger RNA, 1317 nt
Organism: Colletotrichum navitas
Lineage: Eukaryota; Fungi; Ascomycota; Sordariomycetes; Glomerellales; Glomerellaceae
Exons: 2
Coding region: 335-1222 (295 amino acids)
Biological process (GO): nucleoside metabolic process
Molecular function (GO): catalytic activity
Source: RefSeq, a predicted model, not a curated record